Candida dubliniensis CD36 is the source of this 678-nucleotide messenger RNA. RefSeq lists its product as uncharacterized. The transcript has a single exon. Gene Ontology annotation, cellular component: nucleus. NCBI's taxonomy places the organism in Eukaryota, Fungi, Ascomycota, Pichiomycetes, Serinales, Debaryomycetaceae. The coding region runs from base 1 to 678 and encodes 225 amino acids. The record is from RefSeq and is a predicted model, not a curated record. Gene Ontology annotation, biological process: transcription by RNA polymerase II. Gene Ontology annotation, molecular function: transcription coactivator activity.
AUGGCAAAAAAGAACGCAGGUGAAAAUUCCAAGAAGGCAGCAGGUAAUGCUCGUAAAGCUGAACAAGCAGCUAAAAAGAAACAAGAAGUGAUGGACAAAUUAGAACAAGAAGAAGAAGCAGCAUGGUCUCAAGGUGCCAAAAAGGGGAAUAAAAAGAAGGAAGAUGAACAAUUUAAAAAGGAAGAAGCAGCUCGUAAAAAAGCUGAACGUGAUGCAUUACUAGCUGCUGAAGAAGCAAGUAUGCCUUCAAAACCAACAAAAGCCAAAAAUAGAGGUGCUGAAAAAGUGGCUCAAAGAAGAACAGGUAAAAUUGAUGAUUUCUUGGAUUAUAAUAAAGAUAUUCCUGAAUUGAGUGCUAGUGGACUUGAUAGUGCAUUAGAAGCAUUGUCAUUAACUGGAACUGGUGGUGGUAUUUCUAAUAAAGAUAUUGAUAGACAUCCAGAAAGAAGAGUUAAAGCUGCUUAUAAUGCAUACGAAGAAAAAAGAUUACCAGAAGUUAGAAAAGAAAAUCCUGGUUUAAGAUUAAAUCAAAUUAAGAAUUUAAUAUUCAAAGAAUUCCAAAAAUCACCAGAAAAUCCAAUGAAUCAAGACACUAAUGUUCAAUAUAAUGCCAGUGGUGAAGAUAUUGCAAAUAAAAAGAAAGAGGCAAGAGCAGCAAGAGAACAAAAAUUUACCUAG